Molecule: messenger RNA, 1140 nt
Organism: Micromonas commoda
Lineage: Eukaryota; Viridiplantae; Chlorophyta; Mamiellophyceae; Mamiellales; Mamiellaceae
Gene: DVR
Product: 3,8-divinyl protochlorophyllide a 8-vinyl reductase
Exons: 1
Coding region: 1-1140 (379 amino acids)
Molecular function (GO): oxidoreductase activity
Source: RefSeq, a predicted model, not a curated record
AUGGCAGCCGCCCUCACAUCUCGCGUGACCCUCCGCGCGGCGCCCGUCGUCCGCGGCGCGAAGGCCUCCAAGGCCGCCGCGACCACCCGCCCGACGCGAUCCCUCGCCACCAGAGCGGCCAUCGCCGAUCUUCCCAAGGAGAACAAGGACACCAAGGUGCUCGUCGUCGGCGGCACCGGAUACAUCGGAAAGUUCGUCGUUCGCGAGCUCUGCGCGCAGGGCUACGACGUCACCGCGUUCGUCCGCGAGAAGUCCGGCAUCGGCGGCAAGACGGACGCGUCGGGCGCCAAGUCGAUGUUCCCCGACGCGUCCGUCAAGUUUGGGUCCGUCGGCUCCGUCGACUCCAUCCGAUCCGGCGCCUUCGACUCCGACUACGACGUCGUCGUCUCGUGCCUCGCGUCGCGCACCGGCGGCAUCAAGGACAGCUGGGACGUCGACUACCAGGCCACCAAGAACGUCCUCGACGUCGCGAGGGAGAAGGGCGCCAAGCACUUCGUCCUCCUCUCCGCCAUCUGCGUGCAGAAGCCGCUGCUGACGUUCCAGGCGGCCAAGCUGAAAUUCGAGGAGGAACUCCAAUCCGCGACGGACAUCAGCCACUCCAUCGUCCGCCCCACCGCGUUCUUCAAGUCCCUCGCGGGCCAGGUGGAGUCGGUCCAGAAGGGCGGGCCUUACGUCAUGUUCGGAGACGGCCAGCUGGCGUCUUGCAAGCCGAUUUCCGAGCGGGACCUCGCGAAAUACAUGGCGGAGUGCAUCCGGGACGCAUCGCUGGAGAAUAAAGUUCUGCCCAUCGGUGGCCCUGGGAAGGCGAUGAGCGCGUUGGAGCAGGGCACCAUGCUCUUCGACAUCCUCGGCAUGGAGCCCAAGUUCGUCAAGGUGCCGAUCGAGGUCAUGGACGGCGUCAUCAAGAUCCUCGACACGUUCGCGGGAUUCUUCGCCAACAUGAGGGACGCCGCGGAGUUUGGCAAGAUCGGCCGGUACUACGCCGCCGAGUCCAUGCUGGUGCUCGAUUCAACGACCGGGGAGUACGACGCGAGCAAGACGCCGAGCUACGGGACGGACACCCUCGAGGCGUUCUUCAAGAAGGUGAGCGUGGAGGGUCUGGCGGGGCAGGAGCUCGGAGACCAGGCGGUGUUCAAGUGA